CAGGUUUUUAUGAAAUGAAAGCAAUUAUCUCAAUCAGAGUUGUUGGUGAAGCGUUGAUCUUAUUUUCACUGUUCGAGUGUUCCUACUGUAAGUAAUGCUUAUAACGAAGGAACAUCUGUAGCAUGCACUUUUCAUAAGACUUAUAGUUCCUUCUAAUUGGUCAUGACGAGAAAUACACGAAAAGGGGUACAAACAUGCGCAUAAUUGCUCGCUCACUUAGCAAAAUUUUUAUUAGAAUUCUUAUGUGAGACUUAUGAGAGCCACAAAUGAGAAAACGAAACUAUAUGACUGUUCGCAGCAUGUUCACUUUUGUAGUUAACUAAUAAUAAAUUGUUUCAAUCUGAAAAACAUGUAUACAGCAACUAUCAUUGAAAAAUAUUUGAAACAGGAUUUUGUAUGUAUUAAACCAAUGCAGUUUGUAUAGGUAAUAGGAUGGUUUCGAGUGAAAUUAGGAUAAAACAUGCACGAGUGAGUUUUUCAAAGACCUCAAAAUAGCACUUUGAUGCUCUUUGAAAAACUCACUCGUGUAUGUUUUAUCCAAAUUGCGCGAAAAACCACAAUCAAUCCUACUAUAUACGUAUUUUAAAAUAAUAUACUUCAAAAACUCAUUAAUAAUUCAUAAGGAAAACACAAAGAAAAAUCAUAAGCGUGUCGUGGUAGAGAUUUCCCUUGAUUUACAUAUUAAAUUUAACUUUGAUUUUCUCGAUUUACACAACGUAGUUUUUGAAAACUACUUCGCCAGUGAACUUACUAGCCUAGAUCGAUCGUUUUUUAAACAAUUUAAAACAUUCGCAGUGCGUAUUUUAUCAGACCUAAAGAUACUCGGCUUCACCAUCUUUAUAUCUGAUAAAAGACUGCUAGUUGCAUGCUCAUGUUUCAAAUAGUACACAAAAAUGUUCGAGAUAAUAGAAGUUUUAACUUAUGUUUGCAUACAGCGAACCGUCCACUGACAAAGUUUUCCUGCUUUGUUUUUAUCGAUAUCACAUUAUCCCCGAGCCGACGGCGCGAAGCGCCGUGCGAGGCUAGGGUACUAAUCCCCCCCGGCUAUUUACACCCGGGGAAACGAAAGCAUUAGCGAAGUCUAAAGUUCAUCAAUUAUCGCGGGCGUGGGUUACCAACGAUGUUGGGGUGGGUGGUCAUCCUCACUGAUCUCAAAAAUAUGGCGGACUGUCAUGAAUAGCGGACACUGAUUGGUCCAAUUUAAAGUUUGCAUUAUAACGACUGCAUGACGACAGCGAAGUAGCAAACAUUUCUUGAUUUGAUGAUUGAUAAAUUUCUUGCAAAUAUAUUUCAUUUUUGCUCGCAUUUUUGCAAGAAUUUGUAAAUUUCAAAAGCUCUCUCAGAAAGAAACUACGAAAGAAUCGGCUAAAAGAAGGGAGCCGACGUUAACGAAGGUAAGUUUGUUUUAAAUAUUGAUUUUAUAAUGGCUUUAAAACCCGACGGCCUUUGCGUAUAUGAAACAACUAAACAAGACAGCAUAUAAUUUCAAUGUAUCUUUAAUAUUGAUUCCCUUUUUCAUGACAUUGAAUUUUUUAAAUAAAAAAGAAAGCAAAGUUAUUUGCAAGCGAGAAUUUGAAAUAAUUUUAUUGCAAACUCAAAGUUUAUCGAUAAAGUCAUUUUAAAAGGCAGUUUAGUUUUAUAAAGAACACUAGUGACUUUAAAACGUUCUGCGAAGCGUUCGUGGUUGAAUUUUACCUUAAAUUGAGGCUUAUUUAUUUAUUUAACUUCGCCAUUAUCAUGCAUUCAUGGCAGGGUCACCACAACAGUAAGGUACCAAUUACUGUGGGCCCUUUAAUUUUAAAUAGAUAAUAAAACACAAAUAAAACACAACGAAAACUUCGAUUUACCUGUUCAAAGUUAUCACACGAAUUGAAACCAAGCAAACAAAUUCCUCGAAGUUUUCGUUGUAUUGUAUUUCACAAACAUACUUAAAUAGCUGCUUGCAAAUUUUAUAAAAGAUAUAACAAUUCAUUGAAUAUAAAAUAGCUAUUGAAACAUAAUAAACAAGGCUAGGAAGACCUGACAACUUCGAAAAAUAGAUCAAAACAGUAAAGAACCUGAACGUGCACAAAUUGACACAAAUCUAUCCAAAUUUAGACAGAACAUAAAAUUAAAACUUACAACCUUCCUAAUCAUGUUUAUAUUUCAAUAACUAUGAGACACUAAUAGCAGCAAGAGAGUGGAGCAGCAAGACUACGAGCAGUGUUAUACUUUAAGCAGAUAGACUUCCAUGUCCGAGGAUUUUGAGGUUGAUAAUUUAGGUAUAAGGCAGUUUUGAAGUAGUCUAACAGCAGAGAUUUAAAUCGUGGUAAAGUGAGAGACGAGUGUCUCAGUUCUGCAGGUAUGUUAUUAUAUUACGUAUAAUAACAUACCUGAUAUAUGUAUGUUGGGAAAUUAAUAAUUUUGUAAUUAAAAGUGAUAUUUUUAGGCGAUUUUUCAUUUGUAAGAAUAUUCUUAAAAAAUUAUCGUGUUAUCAUGACAACUACUUUAGAUACUUCAUGUUGGGAAAAUACAAUGGUUUUGUCAGCAAGGCGAGGGUUUCUGCAUGCAUGUAUUUUCUAAUACAACGCUAAUCGGGCUUGAAAAUCUUACUCUACUAUGUAAGUUUCGUUUAAGGUUUUGUCUUUUCCAUUUAAGAAAAAAGAUAAAAACCAUAUUUUUCACCGGAACAUAUCUUUUACUUUAUGUAGCGCGGCGCCAUGUUUGUUUUGUUUUGAACCAAUCUCUGACCGUUACUUAAUAAGGACUGCUUUGAGCUGAUUGGUUGAUUUUAUCUUCCCAUUGUUUUUUCCAUCAAUCAAAUCAGUUUGUUACAGCUUUUUUGCACUGCUGUUUGGGAUUAACUGCAAUCAAUCAAUCAAUCCAAUCAAUCAAUCAAUUUUUAUAUGUAUAUUAUUAUUAAGGUAAUUCCGCAAUAAUUGUUCCCGAAAUGAGAAUGUGUUGAAACUUCCCAGGCAUGGAGUUUAUGAUAUACUUAAAGUAAAAUCACACAAAAAAAGUCGGGGUCAUCGAACUCGUUAAGAAGAUAUGACAAUCACAAUAUACCACCUUUACCCCAAUAUGGCGCCAUCUUGACGCUCAUUACGAGUAACAGCAAAUUCACAACAGCCCGAUAUUUAUUGACGUUUUUAGCGCGGAUUUUGCUUUAGUAAACCUAUCUUGUAAUUAUCUUGGGAAAAAUAUUGUGUUUUGAGCAAAAUGAAACUACUAACGUGUACAUGCAAUUCUGAUCCACAAAUGUCUUUUCCACAUUUUUUUACAUAUCUUUCUUUGAGAACAUGCAUUGAUAAAUUUAUUUUUUUCAAGAUCCAGAAAUGAUUUUUCUUUUAAUUUCGGAUAUCAAAUGUAAAAUGCAUUAAAGAAAUAAAUUAUCAGUUAAAAAACGGGGGUCACCGAUCGUUUUAAGGAAAUGUGGCAUUAAAACAUGAAAUACAAGUACAUAAAUAUACUACAGACACAGGAACCCUAGCUACACUUUUGUAUGUCUUUUUUGAAAACAUUGAUUUUAACGUAAUUCUUUGCACGAAUAUGUAACCAAAGAUGUUUUAAGUAACAUAAAAUUGUCAUAAAAUGAUUUUUUUUAAACGGUACGUAUAAUGGAUGAAAUUAUAAGUUAUAAGAUGUGCGCAGUAAAAGUGCGCAAUGCAAAACUGCGGAAUUACCUUAAUAGUAAAAGUUUGUCUUCAAUUGUAACAGAAACAAAUACGAAAGGAUAAUAUAAAUAUCAAUAAUAUGACGACGCAGAUGAUCUAAAUAUCGUAGAGCGCAUUAAGUAGCAAUGCAAAACGUAAUGUGUUAAUUACCGAAUUUUUAAUUUAAUUAUAUUUUAGUGCUCAAUUUCACAGACAACAUCAUAGUAUCCGAAGGCAAGAACUUCACGUUACAUUGCAAUGUUCAGAACGAGUCUGUCAUUUGGAAAAUAAAUGGAAUUGCAUUAAAUGAACUAACAAAUGGGUAUACAAAUUUUCAAUCCGCUCCUAAUUCAACAUUGAUUAUAAGCAACCCUGUGCUGGGUGUGUUUGGUGUGUUCAAUGUGACGUGUAUGGUUAACAUUUCAAGUGCAACUGAUGGGAAAAAUUACCGUGUUCAGUUUACGAAAGGUAUUAAUUGAUCUAUUUUGUUUUAAUCUUAAUAUCAUUUUAGUCAAUUUACUCGAUUCUGAUUGGUUAAAUAGCGUGCCGAUUAAACAUUAUUAUAACGCGCAGUGUGCAUAUUAAAGAUUAAUACCGCGCAAGGUUUGUAAACAAAAUAGAAUGUUAGAACAUUAACUGAAAAAAAUUCCUACAUCUGCUAACACAUAACGCGUAGUUUUGCUAUCAACAGCGUGUUUAUUUAGUCGUAACCAUGUUUUAUUGCUGUAUACUUAAGCUUGUUUUCCUUUUUAGGACCAAGGUUCUCUAACAACGCUACCGUUAUAUCAGUGAUUGAAAACACUUUGGUUCAUUUGAAUGUUGACUGUUCAUCAGCAGGGUAUCCUAAACCUACCGUACGGUGGAAAAUUGGUAAAGAUAUCCUCGCUCCCAGCAAUGGCAGUGUUACAUCAAAGCUUUUGGAAAAUUAUGUGGAUUUUAAGGGGUUCACAGGCACAUACCGUGUUCUAAGUAAUGGAACUUUGAGUAUUGAUGGAUCUUUUACAAAAGCACCCACUAGUGCGGAUUAUUUCUCAUGUACUGCAAGUAAUACAGUUGGAGAACAACUUCAAAUCUUCCAUUUUAAUCUUGAGAAAUGUAAGUAUAGUAUAUUGGUUAAAUUACAUUUACGUCGAACCAUUCAAAUUUCCGAGGUUACGUCACAUGUAUACUCUGGACUUGUAAACCAAAUAGAAUUACAGUUAAUAAGAAAACACUGGAGACGGAACGGUUUUUUUUUUUUGAGGGGGGGAGGGUUAAUUUUCAGCGAAGUUGUGAACCGUAGUUGUCACUUGUCAUUCAGCUAGGUGCAAACAUAACAUGCAGGUGCAUCACACCAGUAGCGUAGGAAGAUAUUUAACAGUUAUUCUACGAACUCGAGUCGAAUAUGAGCUGAUAGCCGAUGAGGCGCGUAGCGCCGAAUCGGCUAUCGCUCAUAUUCGACGAAAGUGAGUGGAAUAACUGUUUUAUUAUAUACACAAGGUCUGAAUUCACAGACUUCGCUUUUCGAAUAUUUUCAAUAUUUUUCUAUUUUGUUUAUGUUUUUAUCUUCGCUCUUUCGGCCGAUUAUUUUUUCAAAAAUAUAUAUUUUUAACCAUUUUAAAUAUUAAAAAUUUAUUUGCUAACCUGAAAACAAUUUGUGGGAGUUUUUCAUUGUGUUUUUAAUCCCGUGAAGGCUAUAAAAAGCGACAACUUGCCGUUUUCUCGUUUGCAAAGCAUCGUAAAUUCAGUUUGGCCGCCAUUUUGUUUUUCUCUACUAGCAGGAUAUGAGCUAAUAUCCUGCUAGUAGAGAACCAAUCAGAUUGCAGAAUACCUCAUAUCCAGACCUUGUGUAUAUAAUAAUUAAAGUUAUAGGAGGGCUGAAAACUAGGAGGCGGCCAUGCUUCCCCAGAAAAAUUAGAAAAACUUCUGGCAACGGGUUGAAGAAUUUGGACGACAAAACUCACUUCAUAAUUUGUUUCGGUGGGGGCAAAAUCGCCGGAACAUUAGCAUAGUUGAACACUUGGUGAUGGAAAAAGCUCACGCUUUUUAACCAAAACACAUAUGUGCGACUUAAUUUUAUUUCAUUUUUGCCUUUUACGCAGCGAUCAAGAAUCUUCGUAUUUACUAUUUUACUGUCACGGGCUAUUUUUUUUUUGGGGGGGGGGCUUAGCUCCCCAUAUUCUGCCGCCCCUGUGAGAAAAACUACGACUCUGUUACAAGUACGAACAUAAUUUAACUAUUUUGCAAAUUUACCUGCAUCGAUAGCAUGGCCGCAGUUUCAAUUCCUGUCAGAGACCUAAAGUUGCAUUUUUCGCAGUUGUUCCUGGUCAGGUCUAAUAAAUGUAAUUUAGUAUAUAAAUUUCCACACGAUCAUUUCCAUCAACAACACCCUUCAACUAUUGAAUCGAGUGAGAUACCUACAAAAUCUUGACUUAUUUACCCGUACCUUUAAACCAUGUUGCACGAGACAACUUUGUUGCACGAGGCAACUUUUGCAGCAAAUUGCAUCACAAUUUCUGAAAUAGGGACCCGUCUCAGACGGCGUACUUUUCAUGUACUAAACGUGCGAUACUGCGACGCUGGAGCGAUACAAGAACGGCAGUGAUUCAAGCGGCGUACAAAAUAUAUAUAGGAUAUUAGACGGUUGCGAGGGGAUAUGGAUUUUAUGUUCGAGAUAUUAGAGAGGUUAAGAUACCCCGGUUUCGGUGUACGGGUACGAGUAGCAUGAUUUUGGUUAGCAAUAUUUUCGUCGAUGUCUGUACCUUUACUCGUAAUUAAGGUGCACAUUUUUCGCAUUAUAUCAUUGUCUAUUGCAAGAAAACAGAAAAAGUAUGAUCGAAUUACAGACAUCAGUAAAACAAGAUGACACUACUCGUACCCGUACACCGAAACCGGGAUAUCUGACACGAGAACAUAAAUCCAUAUCUUCUCCCAACCGUUUUAUAAUAAUGUUCUGCUUAUAUUCAGAGUGACAAAAAUACACACAAAGGCGACAUGUAAAUAAGCACGCAAAGGACAAGUAUAAAAGCGAUAUUUUUUAAAAUUAUAGUAAACAAACAUAAAAUAAACUUAUCUCAAGAUGUCUUUUAAAUGUUUUCGUUUUAUUUCCAGCGUUAAUUUCGUUAAAAAUACGAACCAAAGACCAUUUGUAUUUUCAAAACAACAAUGAAAAUGGCGGGAAAUUUUCGAACUUCGUAUGUCACUAGCAGGGAUGAAAUACGGAAAAUACGCGCACCUGGUCCCGGAUGUAGUGACGUAUGAAUUCUACGAGUGUUUUAGUUUCCAAUAAAACACCAUUAUCCAUACUAGAAAAUACAUGCAUGCAGAAACCCUCGCCUUGCUGACAAAACCAUUGUAUUUUCCGAACAUGAAGUAUUUAAAGUUGUUGUCAUGGUAACACGAUAUUUUUUAAGAAUAUUCUUACCAAUGAAAAAUCGCCUAAAAAUAUCACUUUUAAUUACAAAAUUAUUAAUUUCCCAACAUAUAUAUGUUAGGUAUGUUAUUAUACGUAAUAUAAGCUUCAAUUUAAGAUAAAAUUCAACUACAAACGCUUCGCAAAACGUUUUAAAUUAAAGUGUUCUUUAUAAAACUAACUGCCUUUAAUAAUCCAAUGGCUUUAUCGAUAAACUUUGAGUUUGCAAUAUAAUGAUUUCAAAUUCUCGCAUGCAAAUAACUUUGUGAUAAAAAGACAGAGUCUUGUAGUUUUGUUCAUGUGUUUACUUUACAUACAUAAGAACCUAUUCUAUAUACUACACGUGUCCACUCAAUACCAUUGUUCAUAGGGUGUGAUGAUCACGUGAAUACCACACCCUCCCAUACUUUAAAGUACUUAGUAUGUUCCGUUUACUAUAUGUCCUAUAUUAAAUAGCAACAAACCUAAUAUCAAUGAAUAAUCAUAUUUGUUUCAAGACUGUCCAACUCUCUGAGUCCUUUAUGUUUCAUAGUCUCUGAGCCAAGCUGGCGGCUGUCUUUCGCGUUCCGGCCUUGCCAUUGGUGGUUCUACAGUAUCAUCGUUUGCUCCUUCGUUAUCUUGCUCGAUAUCAUCUUCGUUAUACUCUUCGUCUUCCUCGUCUUCCUCUUGGUCCGAUUGCUCGUUUGUGUCAUUUUCCGCCUCGUAUAUCUCCUCGCCGUCCUUUUUACUACUUUGGGGUAGUCUCCCAAAUAACUUACGAAACUUUGAAGCAUCCCUUGUUAUUGACCAUUCAUUUUUGUUUGCCGUAAUCAACUAAUCAUUGAUCCUUUUAUGUUUGUAACUGUUAGCGGUGUUGGGUUAAACACAGUUGUUAGUUUUUUCUGCAUCACAACAACUUGAUCUCCGACUUUUAAACGGUGUUCCUUGGCACCCGUGUCUCUGGAAACCAUUUUAGCUUUAGUGUUUACCACAUGUUCUCGGUCGACGAUGUCAUCACAGUAUGUCUCCAUUGGUAAUUUUGUUCGCAUCUCUCGUCCCCCGUGCAUAGCUGCAAAUGGGCUCUUCUUUGUUGUCGUAUGUGGACUAGCUCGGUAGGACUGGAGGAAAGUCGUGGCUGCAUCGCAUUGGUUUCCCUUCGACGUGGCCGGCCUGUAUGGCUUCUUUCAUGCAUCUGUUGAAUCGUUCUACGGUUCCGUUUGCUCGUGGCCACUCCGGUGUUAUAUGUUUUAGAACGAAUCCUUGUUUCGACGCAAAUGAUUUAAUCUCUGCUGAUUGAAAAGGCUGACCAUUAUCUGACUGACAUACCGCCGGUAUUCCUUUAUUAGCGAAUAUGCUUUGCAUCACGUUGAUGGUAGAUGUUGCCGUUGGUGGUUGCCUGAAGAAUGCUAUUUCAGGCCAGUGACUGUAUCUGUCGAUCAUCACGAAUAUGUAUUCCCCAUUAGGGUAUGGCCCUUGAAAAUCCAUUUCGACAAAUUGCCAAGGUCCCUUCGGUAAUUCCGAUGCUUUAAUAGGCUCGUGGUAUCGACUUGGUUGCGUUGCUCGGCACGCAACGCACUCUUUGAUUUGGCGUUCCACUUUGGCAUCAAGGCCAGGAAACCAGCAGGAUUGCCGGAUGAAAGAUUUUGUUUUGCUAAUAGUUCCCUGAUGACCCUCGUGCCCUAAUGCGAUAACUCGGCGCUGUAGGGUUUCAGGUACGAUCAAUCGUUUCUUGCGAUAAAUUACUCCGUCUAUGAUAUGCAGGUCGUGUUUAACUUCUUCUGCCAUUUAACAUAACUCUUUCCGCUUGAACUACGGUCCGGGCAAAUUCGUCGGCUGCCUGGAUGCUGCUUGAAAUAGCAUAUGUUUGUGGGUGCCUUGAUAAGUAAUCAGCGAUGUUGGUCUUCCCGGGAUGGUAUUCUACAACGUACACGUAUUCCUGGACGUCCAUAAUAAACUUCUCGAUGCUUGGCGGUAAAUCACCUGCGGUUUUGUUGAACAUCGCUUGCAGCGGUUUGUGAUCUGUAAUCACUUUGAAUUGUUGUGCUCCCAAGAGGUAUUUUCUCAGCUUCUUGAUCCCCCAUCGGAUUGCUAGCGCCUCUCUCUCGGUAGUUGAAUAGUUGGAUUCGGGCGGACUAAGACUUCGUGAUUUGAAUACCACCAGGCGGAAACCUUCAGCCGUCGAUCUUUUCUGCAACAGAACAGCUCCAAGACCACCAAGGCUUGCAUCCACCACCAGUCGCGUUUCUCGACCAAUCUCGUAUGGUUUGUAAUAGUGUGUGUUCUUGUAAGGCUUGUUGUAGCUCUUCAAAGGCACAUUGAUGUUGCUCGUCCCAGUCCCAUGUACCUUCUUUCAACAGUUCUCGGAGGGGCGCCGUAACUUUGGCAUAGUUGGGGAUAAAUCGCUCGCUGAACCCUGCCGUGCCCAAAAGUGAUCGGAGCUCUUCCUUACUCUUUGGUGGACCUGCGAAGUGGAGGGCUUCUACUUUGGUCGGGUCGAGUUGAAUGUCUUUCUUGUUAAAAAUGUUGUUUCUUCAACGUCGAGCUGGAAUUUCUUUGUGUUGACCGUCAUGCCGUUGUCCUGUAAUCUUGUGAGGACAAGUUCCAGCGCAUGGUCGUGUUCCUUCAUAGACCCAGCUAUCAGGAUGUCAUCUGCGAUGUUGAUUUUGUGAGGUAUACCCGCGAGGAUAUUUCGCAUUUCGUUUUGUAGGAUGUCUUGCGCCGAUUUUGUACCAUAAUUCAAUCUUUUAUAACGAUACAAUCCGUCUGGUCCGUAGAAGGUCGUUAUUUUGCGUGAUUCUGUGGCAAGCUCAAACUGGUGAUACGCCUCGCGCAAGUCCAAUUUAGAGAACUUCUUCGCGCCCUGAAACUUGUUGAUCACGUCUUCCAUCGUAGGUAGUUGAGUGUAUGAGCGGAGAAUAACCUUGUUUGCCAUCCUAAUAUCUACACAUAGGCGAAUCUGAUCCGAACUUGGUUUCGGCGCGAUAACUGUUGGGCUGACCCAGGUACGCGUUUCGUCGUCUGGUACUUUCUCUAUGAUGUCCUGAUUUAACAAGUAUGCGAUCUUUUCUUCUGCUUUGGCUGCAAGAUUGUAUGGUACACGUCUUGGCUUUUGGACAACUGGAGUCACCGUCUCAUCCGUCAUUAUGGUCGCUUGUCUGCCUACAGCUUUCCCGAUAUUUGGACUGAAUACUUCGCUGUGUUUCUCCAAGAUUUCUCUUACGUUGGGGCGCACUUUCUGCGAUAUUUCUGCAAGGUCUCUUUUUUCGUCAAUUUGUUGGACAAGGAAUUUCUCGUUGUACUGGACAAGCCCGAGCUUUCGUAAUGAAUUUUCCGACAAGAGUGGGUAAGAUGACGCCUCCUUUGUAACGACGAUGGUAGUUUCCAGGCUCUUUUCACCGGCUCGUAGUACUGCUUGGAAUUGGCCAACCAGUUCAAGGCUUCGAUUGCUGCCAUACGCGAACAACUUAACAGGAGAUGGGGAAAGGGUCACUUUUCUUCCCACCUCUUUCUCAUAUUCUCGUAGGUGUCGUUCGUCCAUGAUGCCUCUUGUGGCACCUGUGUCCGGUUGCCAUGUCAACUCGCGACCAUCCAUUUUGGCUUUGACCAGAGCCGGGCGUAUUCCCACCUUAAAAAUCUGGUCGUUUGUUGUAGCUUGCCCAUACUCGACGUUGGCGUUGUUUGUCAAGUGCACUGGAUCCCUUUCUGCGACCUUUGCUACCUGCUCGUCAUAAUCGCUCUCAUCGGUAUCACUCUGAGUGGGCUUUUCUUUAAUAUUGUUUACCAACUUUUCAAAACAAACCUUAGCAAAAUGUCCUGUUUUCUUGCAAAAGUCACACUUCUUCCCUCGGGCUGGGCAUUCCGCUCUCGUUUUGUGUCGUCGACUACCACAGCGCAAGCAUUGCUCUUCGUCUCUGCCUUUGCUUUCGUUCUUGCCUUUUUCUGGUCGACCUUCCUUCCGUGUGUGUGGACCUUUAAAUGGAUAUCGUUGCUUCACUCUAUUUAACUUCUCUUUCUCCCCGUCUUUUUUGUGCAUGACCUCAUUCAUGGCCAUGGCAUCUCUCUUUUGUGCUUUUUCCAGUAACUGGUCAAGUGUCAGCUCCUUUUGCAAACAUGUCAAUCGUAGCUGGUCGUCAUGUAGGUUACUUAUGAUAAGAUAUUUUAUCAUUUUGUCUGCCGUCAGUUCGCAAAGUCACAUUUUUCGGCCGCUUUCCUUAGUCUUGCUGCAUAGUUCCCAGUCCUUUCGCCUUCUUCCGGUUUCACUCGAAUGAGCUCGAAUAAAGCAAAGUCAUUUGACUUUUGAGGGAGAAAAUAUUGGUUUAAUUUUUCCUUCGAUUGUCGAUACUCCGUCCACUGUUCGUUGGAAACGCUUGACGGUCUGGUGGGGGAAGGCAGGGAGUCAUGGAUAUCCUCUACUUGUAUUCCCGCGUGAAUCAACAAUGCCAUUUGUGCUGUUUCGCUCUUUUCUGCUUCGUUAGGGUCGCAGCCAUUGUACUUGAGAUCUCGCUCAAAUCUUUCCAGCCAUUUCUCCCAACGUCUGCCUAAAUCUAGCCUGUCUCCAUGUGGAUCAAAUGGAAGGAUUUUAAGCUUUGGUCCUUUCGUGGCCAUAUUAAUCGAGGUAAAUAUCUGAGUAAAGACAAGUUUAUAGCGUCAAUAAUUUCCGUUUACCGUUGAAUACACGCUCGGUCCGGCUGUAAUUCUUCGUAUUUCUGUGUUGAUAUAUACUGAAUUACUUUUCCAGUCCUCUUAGUUUCGUUUGAGUUUCUCAAUCCUCGUCGCCAGUGAUAUAAAGACAGAGUCUUGUAGUUUUGUUCAUGUGUUUACUUUACAUACAUAAGAACCUAUUCUAUAUACUACACGUAUACACUCAAUACCAUCGUUCACAGGGUGUGAUGAUCACGUGAAUACCACACUUUGCUUUCUUUUUUAUUUAAAAAAUUCAAUAUAAUAAAAAAGGGAAUCAAUUUUAAUAAUACACUGAAAUUAUAUGCUGUCUUGUUUAGUUGUUUCAUAUACGCACAGGGCCAAAGGCCGCCGGGUUUUAAACCAAUUAUGAAAUCAAUAUUUAAAACAAAGUUACCUUCGUUAACGUCGGCUCCAUUCUUUUAGCUGAUUUUUUCGCCCUUUCUUUCUGAGAAAGCUUUUGAAAUUUACAAAAUCUUGCAAAAAUGCGAGCAAAAAUGAAAUAUAUUCGCAAGAAAUUUAUCAAUCAUCAAAUCUCUACUCUGUGAUCAAAUCAAGAAAUAUUUGCUAUUUCGCUGUCUUCAUGCAGUCGGUAUAAUGCAAACUUUAAAUUGGACCAAUCAGUGUCCGCUAUUCAUGACAGUCUGCCAUAUUUUUGAGAUCAGUGAGGAUGACCACCCACCAGUGAACUCUAAUAAGACUGGAACGAUAACUGAGGUAAACAUGCCCAUACUUGCCUAAAGCCAACCGUACGAGGAAAUUGCACUUUUAAAAGGACUAGGGAGAGUUUCGAGGAGUGGGAAAUUCGUCAAAGUUUAUUUUCGACGAAAAUGAGCAAGAAAGGUCGUUUUUCAUCAAAAGACUUCAAUUUUAAAAACCCAAAUACGAUUUAUUUGAUAGUUAGAACUGCUUUGCAUCUCACAACAGCGAAAGUUUGAAGGGUAUCAGGUUUGUUUUCAUAAAAACGACACUAGUUGAACGUGCCGAAUUUGCUCUUUAACUAAAAAAACCACUUUACAACAUAAAUCUACGGAUCAAUACCUUUUUUGUAUUAAAUUCUAGGUAUAGUUGUUUAUUUUUAGUGCUUGUUUAUUUUUAGUGAUUUGCGAUUUGUGAUUUGGCGUCCGGGAGAAGUUCGCGCGCUGUGACUUUCAAAAAAGAACUGGGGAGAGUUCAAUUCCUCGUAAUUUUGUUUUUUAGCAAAAAUACGCCGAAAAAUUAGGUUUUCCGUCCGAAGAUUUCAAUUUCAAAGAUUCAAACUUGGUUUUCUGGAUAGUUCUACAUCCACUAACAGCAAAAUCUCGUAAGGAACCAUUUUUGUAUUCAAGAAAAUAACAAAAUAUUUUCCGUGCCGAACAAAAUACGACUUUCAGGUACACAAAAAAUAACAUUAAGUCUUUUCUACGGCUUCCAAACAUGAUUUGUGCAAUAGUCCAAGUAUCGUAGAUGUUUUUAAGUUUUUUAUCUAUGUUCUAGCAUAGCUAGAAAGGCAUAAAUCCGAGUUUUUCGAAGAGGUGUAUUUUUGCCGCCGUACCUCCAAUGGCAGCCUUCAAUUUAGCUUCAAAGAUGGCGGCCGAGUUAUCGUUCCAGUCUUAUUAGAGUUCACUGCCACCCACCGAACCACUCACGGUAACCCACGCCCGCGCUCAUUGAUGAACUUUAGACUUGGCUAAUGCUUUCGUUUCCCCGGGUGUAAAUAGCCGCGGGGGGAAUUAGUACCCAAGCACGGCGCUUCGCGCCGUCGGCUCGUGGAUAAUAAAAUUUUAUAUUGACAAGGGUGUGGCGCAUUCCCGCGUGGAUCCUAAAUAAAAUUCAAAACAAUUUACAACAUUUUAAAUUGCAAGAUGGUUACUGUAAUCUAAUCAUAUAAUUUGUGUUAUCUCAGUUUGGCACAUGAGUGGAGAGCCGUAUGAAUCGGUAUCGUCCCAACGCCCUAUAAUAUAAUGCCGAAUCUCCGCCGAACUUUCGCCUUUCCAAAUUCUGCUGCACUUAACUUAUUCAUUACGUCGCUAUUCUGUCGUAUCUAAUUUGUCAAUUACGUUUGGCACUUGAGGUACGCCGGCUAUAAAAUGAGCCAUGAGUCACAGAGAAAUUGCGGGCCUAGAUCGCAUCCUACUCUGCUGACACUUUCACCAUACAACAUGCUCUUUAUAGGGAUUAAAAUGAAAAAAAUGGAAUUAAAAAUGUUGCCAGAGUAAACCGUGCGCCAUGUUCACAAUUUCCUCACGACUACUCUUUAGAUAACAUGACUCUACAGUAUGUCAAAAAUUGCGUUGCAAGUUGCAGCAAAAAUUGCUUCGUGUACAUGGGCUUUAAUAUACGUCCAGGUACGAAAAUCGUUUGUCUACUCUUUCAAACGACACGAAACAAUAAAGCUAUUCUUAAAGAUAUACAUGUAUCCCGAAACAUUGUUAAAGAAGUACUCGUGUGAUUUACGUAUGGAAACCCAGUUAAGUCAUCGAAUUUAUAACAGCUUUCUGUCACUUUAGUGCAGACAUAUUCGUUUGAAGUAAUUUUGCCGACAGUACAAUUACCAAACUUAGAGGAAAUGGUUUGUGAAAAGGUACUGUAUGUGAAAUUUUGGCCAAUAAUAUUGUGUAGCCAGAGAGAAGAAGGGAGGCAAUCGGUCUAACAAAAUUGUCAGCUUCCAAGAGAAAAGCUUAUCUCUAGUACAAUGCAUGCAUACAUGCACAUUUGGUUAUUUGGUGCAAUUUAGAGAACGGUCAUUAUUUAUGGGGUGGGGGGAGGGGAGGUGUCACCUAACAGAAAAGGGUUGGGUAAGCAAAAUUUUAAAUGAUUAAAAGGCUGAGUAAAUGAAAAAGAAAACAACUCAAGGGUUGAGUAAUAAAAAAUACUGUCAUUUCUAAAGCAUGACUCACUUUCAUUCGCCUCUUCUCUAUACCGAUCAGUUUGCAUUAUGAAUGAUUUGCAAACCAGGCAUAAGCCAAUAAUAUCCAUGGAAGCAAGAACUACUACUGCAUGAUCUCGACUUACUAUAUGUACUUCUUACAUUUACAGGUUAGAUCUUCAUUCCAGCCUAGAAAACUCUUCCACUCAUUAAAUGUAACGUCUAUCAACGAAGAGUAAGUUUUCUACAUUAUUUAAAGCUAGUGUAUUUUACCUACUCCAGGAGGAGUGUGUGUGUGUAUGUCUGUCAGUCAGUAUGAUAACUUAAAAAUAUCAAACGUAAUACGAAAAUUUGUGGGGCUAACCGACAUUGCCCAAGGACAAGUUGAUUAAAUUUGGAUGGAAAUUGGAUGAGAAAUUAGCAAACGUUUGUCUUGCUUUGCAAAGGCAGAGUAAACUGAACGCUUAAUAAUUACCCAUUGUAUAAUUUAUGCAUGAUGCAUGACUUAAUUCGCUGCCAGAGGUAUAUGCAGUCUCGGAAUGCCAUCUAUAGUCUAUAUUUGGGCCGAAAGUGCUGAAUUUUCAAGUGCGUAUAAUACAAAUUAAUACAAAAUUUGCAAAUUUCGUAGGGCUAUAUUUUCCUCAUUUUACAACAUUUCCCAACCAAACUUUGCAAUUUUACUAAUUUUAACGUGCUCUUUCUAGCUGUGGUAAUGGAUUUUGUUGUUCUGCUUGUGGGAUACUAUUAUUUUUAUUUUUAUGCGACAACAGUACACAAACGUCUAUAUCUGAGCAUGAACAAAGUUAAUUGUUUUUUAGGUACGUACCGUAGGUGUUAACGUUUCUGCUGAAAAUAGCUACAAAAAUGAUAACGACCUACGCAUUUGCUUCAAACGUUAGACCACUGUGGUUAGACGUUGAUUCCUAUCCAUCCAAUAACGGCGUGGUUGAUUUCCAAUUGGCAUAUGUGUUGUGGGAAAGGGCACUUGCAUAAUUAUUAAGCUACUGUAUCUAAUAUCUAUGUCAAAUUUUAAAUAUAAUAAAACAAACGUUUCGAUGUUUACUCCAUAAUCAGGUUAAAAUAUUAUUUUACAAUUUUGAUCUGGCAUCUGCAUGAACUUUAAAGCUUUCGACCUUUACACGCGCGCAAAGUAUAAUAUGGAAGGGUGGGUUGCCUACAAUUUUUUCUAGUUUGCUACAGCAACUUCAAAAAAAUGUAGUCAGCUCAACUACUGCUACUUGACAAAAGUGUAGUUCGCCAUAGUACUGUUUACAAAAAUGUAGCGAGCAUUUCGCUUCUUCGCUACAACAAAUUAUCCUGCUACCCACGUUUGCAAUGUUCCUCUAAUUUCUCUUUCGAAUGGGGAAAAGUGAUAAAAAACGUAAAGAGCUAAAAUCGUGUAAACGUUAUACUACAAUAAAUCCAAAGUAAACAGAAUUCCCUGCUCUUUAGCAUAGCUUAGCGAUCGAAUAUUGGAAAUUAUGCCGCAAAUUUGGGCAAAACGGAACGGUCGUCUGUCUACUAAUUCAACUGUAUGUCAAACACUGAAAGUGACAUGAAUGCGGCAAUCAGGUGGAUUAUUUGUCACGAUGAAGUAUCUGCGAAGUUCAACUUCAUCUAUACACAGACUUGUGUACGUAUAGGUUGUCUUGAGGGAUGGCGCAUUUUUUAGCACACCCGAUUCAGGUAUUGGAGAACUCAAAUAGCUAAUUGCUGGUUAUUAUUCAUAACUAUUCCCACUGUUACAAUGUUAGAACAAGAUGGGGACACUGACCACUGGCAAUGCAAGAAAGCCUUAUCAAACUCUGCUGUUCUUGGCGGUGGAUUAAGAGGGCAAAAACUUUGCACACUCUGGCAUCACCAUAUUUUGUUUACACGCGUCCUUGCAAUUAGCCUUUCUACGAUGACGAAUAUCCGCCAUUUUUGGGUGGCAUCUAAUUUUCGUUAACCAAUGCAGACAAUUAAAACAAUGUGAAAAGCAAUUUUUAAAAAUAGACUAACCAUUUACAAAGCAAAUUUGCCAUCAUUCGUCCAAAAAUUAUAAAAAGUCGCUGUUAUGUGGACCUAAUCGCGCAGACUUCGGCUGAAACCACCCAAAAAUGUCGGCGUGAGAAAGGAUAAUUGACGAGAAAUACAAAAAGUAGCUGCGAAUAGCAAUUGUUACUUGAAAACUAAUCAUUACUUGGCUAAUGAAAAAAUGUGGUUCGCUGCAGCUAUAAUACUGUUUUGAACUACUUUGCCACUACCCACCCUUGAUAAUAUAUCGUGUCCAAGCAAAAUUAAAUAUAUAGAAAUUAGGGGAUAACUACUCGGAGAUUGCAUAUAUCUUUUCCAAUCAUUUAAGUUAUGCAUCAUGCAUAAAUUGUAUAAUGGGCUAAUAAUACACAUUCACAUUCACAUUUACUUUACCCUGCCUGGGAAAGUAAGACAAACCUUUCCUAAUUUUGUGCUGAGUGGUUAUAUUACUACUUAAAAAAUAAGCAGAAUCGAAACUCGACGUUUCGAGCGAAGGCCCUUCGUCAAGAGUUAGUAGCGGUAGUUAGCGCUACUAACUCUUGACGAAGGGCCUUCGCUCGAAACGUCGAGUUUCUGCUUGUUUUUUAAGGUAGUAAUAUGGUUAACCACUCAGCACAACAUUUUCACAUUGGUACUACCUAGACUAGUACAGACAGCUUUCCUAAUUUUGCAUUCAAUUCUUAUCCAAAUUUAAUCAAAAUCCAAUUUGUCCUUGGGCAGUGCCCAUCAUCCCACAAAUUUUCGUAUUAAUACGUGUAUUCAGGGACGUAGCGAUCGGAGGAUGUAACCCCCCCCCCCCCCCACUGCAGAUGCUUCGCUACGUCCCUGCGUAUUUUAUUAUGCUGACAGGCAAAAACCACAGACGGACAGACAUAAACAAAUAGAAACUCAAAUGAAAAAAUAGAGAGUUAGUAAAAAAAUCUUCUAAGUAUAUUUCUAUAUAAAUGUUUUUAGCAGUGGGAGUGUGCAUUUUGAUUUGACAUGGAAAGAGAAAAGCCUUGAUAAAAUUUAUGGACGUGAACCUCGGGACAUUGCAAAGCUUGCUGAUGAUGUUUACAGAGCAUUGGUAGGAGGCACAUAUGUUCCCAAGCAAUUUUUUGUCCAUGGUAAGCAUAGUUUGAAGUAA
Molecule: messenger RNA, 17672 nt
Organism: Paramuricea clavata
Lineage: Eukaryota; Metazoa; Cnidaria; Anthozoa; Malacalcyonacea; Plexauridae
Source: the annotation of a GenBank genome assembly